UCCGUCACGAAGACAUUUAUUGACAUUUAUGUUGUACUAAUUUAAUGAAUUUCUUAUCUCUUGGAUAUAGAAAAUAUCUAGGAAAGAAGUAAAAUUUAGAAAAAAUGGCAUCAAGAUUCAGUGGAGCGUUGCAAAUUACAAAUCUGGAUGAUUUCAUCACUCCAUCGCAGGAAUGCAUUAAACCCAUAGAAAUGCAAGCAAACAAAAGCAAAACAGGUGCAAAGAUAAAAAUACAAUCAGAUAAUGCCCUUUCGCUCAAUGAAAUUGAACAACCAGAAAAAUUACAAAAAGUUGAGAUUACACUUGCAGACUGUUUAGCAUGCAGUGGUUGUAUUACAUCUGCUGAAAGUGUGCUCGUUACUCAACAAAGUCGAGAAGAAUUGCUUAGGGUGUUUCAAGAGAAAGUAGUUCAACAGAAUGUAGGAAGCACAGAUUCUAAAUAUAUAAUAGUAAGUCUAUCAGUGCAACCAGUGUUGUCACUGGCACAACACUAUGAACUUACCCCUGAGCAAACUCUCCAUAAACUAGCAGGAUUUUUCUAUCGAUUGGGAGCUGAUGCAGUAUUGGAUAUGACAGUGGCUGACGAUUUUGUCUUAUUAGAAGCUGCCAAAGAGUUCGUCGAACGUUAUAAAGCCAGUAAAGAGGGCAUGAAAAAUCAGUUACCAAUGUUGUCUUCUUCAUGUCCAGGUUGGGUAUGUUAUGCUGAGAAAACUCAUGGAAAUUUUAUAUUGCCAUAUAUAAGUAUCACAAAAUCACCUCAGCAAAUUAUGGGAUCAUUAGUAAAGUAUCACUUAGCUGAAGUUAUGAAUCUGUCACCAGAACAGAUAUAUCAUGUAACUGUAAUGCCCUGCUAUGAUAAGAAGUUGGAAGCUUCCAGAGAAGAUUUUUACAAUCAACAAAGAAAGACGAGAGACGUAGACUGUGUCAUAACAUCAAUUGAAUUGGAACAGAUGCUAAGUGAAGAUGGUUUAGUAUUAAACGAAAUAGACGAAGGUGAAAUUAAACAACCAUUUGGGUCUUGCAAUGAAAACAUUGGAAAUAAGUUGUGGGGUCAUAGUGGCUCAGGAUCAGGUGGUUACGCAGAUUUCAUUUUUCGUUACGCAGCAAAGAAUCUUUUUGACGAGGACAAUGUUACAGUGGAUUUCAAAAAUCUUAGAAAUCCUGAUUUUCAAGAGGCAGAAUUGAAAAGAAAUGAUCAAGUGUUAUUAAAGUUCGCUACUAUUAAUGGAUUCCGAAAUAUACAGAACAUAGUUCAAAAAAUGAAAAGAGGCAAAUGCGUUUAUGACUAUGUUGAAAUUAUGGCAUGUCCAUGUGGUUGUUUAAACGGUGGAGCACAAAUAAGACCCAAUGGGAACGUUCAACCUCGAGAACUUGCGUUGACAUUAGAAAUUAUGUAUCAUAAACUUCCAUUAAGCAAACCCGAAGAAAAUAAAGUGGUACAGAACCUAUAUAAAACUUGGCUAGGAGGAGAGCAUACAGACAAAGUUAACGCAUAUUUCAAUACACAGUAUCACGAAAUACAAAAAAUGAAUACAGCACUUGCAAUAAAGUGGUGA
Molecule: messenger RNA, 1556 nt
Organism: Atta colombica
Lineage: Eukaryota; Metazoa; Arthropoda; Insecta; Hymenoptera; Formicidae
Product: probable cytosolic Fe-S cluster assembly factor CPIJ010948
Exons: 8
Coding region: 105-1556 (483 amino acids)
Biological process (GO): iron-sulfur cluster assembly
Cellular component (GO): cytosolic [4Fe-4S] assembly targeting complex
Molecular function (GO): 4 iron, 4 sulfur cluster binding
Source: RefSeq, a predicted model, not a curated record